AUGUUUCGAGGCCACGCGAAGCAACCACCAAAGAAAGCUGGGCGCCGAAAGAAGGAAACCGUUCCAGAGAUCGAAGACCCCGAGCUCAACAUAUUUCUUCAAUUGGAGAAUACGGCGCGUACGGUUGGCGUCGAACUCGAUCCGUGUCUGAGGCCCAGUGCGGCCUCGAGUUUGGGGAAUAGAAAGCCAGAAAUGAAACCGAUCGACGAAUCAAGCGAUGCUGAUUUCAACAUCCUUCAAAGUCAGGAUGCUGAGGCACAUAAGAAGAGAAAGACGAAAGCUUUAGCAUUCGCCACAGCUCAAGACGGAGAGGACGGCGACGGCGGCGAUGUUGCCGUCAACGGACAAAGCGAUCCCAGUAAGCUGCAAGCCGACUUCAGAAAUAAAAAGCACAGUCUGACAUAA
Messenger RNA from Fonsecaea multimorphosa CBS 102226, 405 nucleotides. RefSeq lists its product as uncharacterized. Bases 1 to 405 code for a protein of 134 amino acids. NCBI's taxonomy places the organism in Eukaryota, Fungi, Ascomycota, Eurotiomycetes, Chaetothyriales, Herpotrichiellaceae. The transcript has 2 exons. The record is from RefSeq and is a predicted model, not a curated record.